GGUUAGUUUACAUAAAAUUGGUGUGUCUGAAAUACGGUUUAUUUAUUUAUUAAAAUAAUGUGAAAAAAUUACGAGAGUAAUUUAUUAUUAAAAAAAUUCAUAAUUUUUUUUCGGAGUUUUCUGUGCGGUUGUGCUUGUGAAUCAAAAAAAAACAAGGCUGUGACGAAAUUUUGUGUUAUACUAUUUUUCCGAUAUGUUUCUAUAAACACGAAUGAAUGAAUGCUCGGCAACAACUUCGAAACAAAAAACAAGAAAACAAUAAUACAAGAAAUAAAUAAAAUAAAUUGCAUGUUCUCGAAACAAAACAACAUUAUUAUUUAUCAUCAUUAGUCGUCGAAGAAUUUUCUAGAAAACUACUUUUUUUCAAAACGCAUCAUAACGCAACAAGAACAACAACACACGUACAUCCAUCCAUACAUCAUUAUUAUAGAAAUAUAAAGUCUUAAAAAUAAUGACCCAGUUAACUGAUAUCGAAGGCACUGUUGACACCACUAGUUGUGUUGACACCAGUUAUAACCAUCAUCAUCAUCGUAAUGAAAUAGAUGAUCUUGUUGUUGUAACAGACGCGACGUCAGAUAAUAAUAAUGCCAUCGACGCCAACAUGAAUAUAAAACAACGACCUAAUGACGAUGUUCAUGUUACUAUGGCAACCAACAAUCAUCAUCAGCAGCAUCUUAGUGGUAGUACCAUCACGAAGGAUGUCGGAGAAGAAAUGAUUGUAACAAAACGACAGAAUUAUUUGAAUAAUAAAGAUAAUUUAUUAGAAAGAAAUCAUAUUUAUGAUUCAGCAAAACAAAAUAACAAUGAAAUUAUAAAUAAUAUAAAAACAACAACGAAAUUUCUAGAAAAUAAUAAUAUUGAAAAAGAUGUCGAUGAUGAUCAGUUCUUAGCCGAAGAAGAUACUGAUUUGUUGACGCAAGAUGAUGACGCACAAAAACAUGUAGAUUUUGUACCAAAAUAUAGAUGGCCAGAUCUAUUUGGUCUUGUUAUAUUACAUAUUGCAUUUGUGAUUGCAUUUAUAUUAAUGUUUACAACUGCCAAAUUUUAUACAACUUUAUGGACUUUCUUUUUAAUAUACGCUUCCGGUUUUGGAAUCACUGCAGGAGCACAUAGAUUAUGGUCACAUCGAGCAUACAAAGCAAAGUGGCCGUUAAAAUUGAUUCUUACAUUUUUAUUUACAAUAUCAGGGCAAAGAGAUGCUUACACUUGGGCAUUGGAUCAUAGGAUACAUCAUAAAUAUAGUGAAACGACAUCCGAUCCACAUGAUGCAACACGUGGAUUUUGGUUUGCUCAUAUUGGUUGGCUAGUAUUAACGCCACAUCCAAACGUUGUGCAAAAACGUUUAGAGGUUGAUAUGAGUGAUUUAGAAGCGGAUCCAAUUGUUAUGUGGCAAAGGAAGUUAUAUCUUCCUCUUUUCAUGGUAAUAGCUGUGCUAAUGCCAGUACUUGUUCCAUUUUAUUAUUGGAAUGAGCAAUUAUGGGUAUCAUUUUUAUUGAGUUUUGCCUUCCGUUAUGCAUUUACCUUGAACCUUGCUUUCUUCGUAAACAGCGCUGCACAUAUGUGGGGUAACAAACCUUACGACAAAUUUAUCAAUCCCGUCGAAAAUAUUUAUGUAUCAAUAGCAGCUUUAGGCGAGGGAUGGCAUAAUUACCAUCAUGUAUUCCCGUGGGAUUAUAAAACAUCAGAGCUGGGUACUUACACGUACAAUAUAUCAACGGGUUUUAUUGAUUUAUUUGCAAAAAUCGGUUGGGCAUACGAUCGAAAGAAAGUCUCACGUGAAAUGAUUGCAAGACGUAAAGCAAGAACUGGUGAUGGCAGCCAUGUUUGGGGUUAUGGUGAUAAAGAUAUUGCAAAAGAGGAUUUAGUGGAGUUAGAACGAAUGAAAGAAUAAAUUAUUUAUAUAUGUUUUUCGAUAUUUGUUAUACUGUUUUUUUUUUCAUAAUUUAAUUUUCGAUUUUUAUACAGGAUGUUUCAAAAUUGCAUGGUUGCAUCGCCGUUAGAUUACAGUAUAUAUUUUGUAUUUAAAAAAAAAAAAAUUCAAAUUUACUUCUAAAACAAUAUAGAGUGUCAUGGCGUCUUGAAUGUCAUCAUUAGUUGACAUACAAGCAUUUUUGUAUAUGCAAGUUUACAAGUAUUUGCAAGUUUAUAUGUUUUUGAAUUUGUUGAACAUAGCCUUUCAUAUGGCGUGACGUAGUACCUUCAAAGUACAUCUGAUUGGUGUUUGCUGUCACGUGACCGGAUGUAUAAUUUUAAAGCAUUUAUUUUAUAUAAUUAAUAAUA
Chrysoperla carnea is the source of this 2280-nucleotide messenger RNA. Its product is annotated as acyl-CoA Delta-9 desaturase-like. Bases 452 to 1891 code for a protein of 479 amino acids. Gene Ontology annotation, molecular function: iron ion binding; stearoyl-CoA 9-desaturase activity. The record is from RefSeq and is a predicted model, not a curated record. Gene Ontology annotation, cellular component: endoplasmic reticulum membrane. The transcript has 7 exons. NCBI's taxonomy places the organism in Eukaryota, Metazoa, Arthropoda, Insecta, Neuroptera, Chrysopidae. Gene Ontology annotation, biological process: unsaturated fatty acid biosynthetic process.